AUGACUAUGAUGUUAUAUCCGAGCUAUGCAAAAUACCUGAUGCCCGAGAAAGAUGGGGUCAUGUUCGAAUAUCAUAAAAUCCUUCUACAGACGCCAAACGAGUCAGAUGAUAGUCAUGCUGAUGCAGAGCUGAUAGAUGAAGAAUUCAGUCCAGAGCAUCUCAUACCGGAUACAUUCUGUGUUCAUCGAUUCCAUGGUUCCACAAAUAUUCCGACUACCACAGCUGAGUAUAAGCUAUCGCACAAGCUUUCUGUUGAAAAAUCUCCGAACAAGGCUGAAAAACUGAGAUAUAAUGCAGAACAGCUGACUGGCUCAGUAUUAAUUCAGAAGCAUCAUGUCAUAACACUGACUACAAUCCAUUCAUUGGACACCUUUAUUGAGUGUACUCGAAAACUGCCUGGAGCGCUCUCAAUGAAUGCUAAAAUUGUAUGGAAGAUCUUUGAAGGUCAGCCACAAAAGAGAUUGAAAAUUCCUGCCAUUAUAGAUGAUUAUAGUCAUAAUAUGAAUGGGGUGGACCUAGCAAAUCAGUACCGCGCAGCAUAUACUACCCAUAGAAUCACCUAUCGAACCUGCGUCUCUAUUUUCUACUGGCUUUUUGAUUCCGCGGCAGUUAAUGCCUAUAGGCUUCAAUAUAUAUAUAAGAAGCAGCAGGGUGUUCCAAAAAAGGACCUGCCUUCUCAUAUAAACUUUCAUGAACGGCUUUACCAACAUCUCUUUGAAUUCACACCUAAGAUUCAUGACUAUCUUCCACCUCAACGAUUGAAUCCUGAUCUAAAUCAUCAACGGAUUGCUUUACCAAAGCAAUCAGUUUGUGCCUGGUGUCAGUAUAAACGAAAGCUAGGUCAGCAACAAAAUAAACAGACACCAAGGUCAUAUUCUGGCUGCUCAGCAUGUCAAAAUAUGCCCCUCUAUUUGAAAACUCAAUGUUGGGAUGAAUUCCAUGAGAUAAGCCAAUCGACGGUGCGAAUCCUUAAUUAG
Messenger RNA from Paracoccidioides lutzii Pb01, 978 nucleotides. RefSeq lists its product as hypothetical. The transcript is spliced from 2 exons. The record is from RefSeq and is a predicted model, not a curated record. Bases 1 to 978 code for a protein of 325 amino acids.